AGCGAUAGCUAUGGCCGAAGCAAUGGAUCUGGGUAAAGACCCCAAUGGUCCCACUCACUCCUCCACUCUGUUUGUGAGGGGAGACGGCAGCGCUAUGUCGUUUUACGUGCGGCCCAGCCAGGCUAAGCGCCGGCUGUCGACGCUCAUCUUGCAUGGCGGCGGCACGGUGUGCAGGGUGCAGGAGCCCGGGGCCGUCCUGCUGGCUCAGCCCGGGGAGACGCUGGCCGAAGCUUCGGGCGACUUCAUCUCCACGCAGUACAUCCUAGACUGCGUGGAGCGCAACGAGAGGCUGGAACUGGAGGAUUACCGGCUGGGCCUGACCGAGCAGGCUCCGGACACUAAACCCGGGGCUUCCACCGAGGGUUCCACGGAGCCGGAGCCGCAGCCCCUGACCGGGCGCAUCGCCUACACAGACGCGGACGACGUGGCCAUCCUGACCUAUGUGAAGGAAAACGCCCGCUCGCCCAGCUCGGUCACAGGCAACGCCUUGUGGAAAGCGAUGGAGAAGAGCUCGCUCACGCAGCACUCCUGGCAGUCGCUCAAGGACCGGUACCUCAAGCAUCUCCGGGGCCAGGAGCACAAGUACCUGCUCGGGGAUGCCCCGGUCAGCCCAUCCUCCCAGAAGCUCAAGAGGAAGGCGGAGCAGGACCCGGAGGCGGCGGAUAGCGGAGAACCACAGAACAAGAGACCGCCAGACUUGCCUGAAGAAGAGCGUGUGAAGGGAGAGGCCAAGGAGAAUGAUGAAGCCGUCAAAAAGCUGUUUGAGGAAGCCUCCCGGGAGUUUGAGGAAGCUGUGGUGAGUGAGAGCCCUGACUUUGAAAUUCAUAUAACGAUGUGUGAUGAUGAUCCGCCCACACCUGAGGAAGAUUCAGAAACACAGCCAGAUGAGGAGGAAGAGGAGCCAAAAGUUUCUACCCAGGAAGUGGGAACUGCCAUUAAGAUCAUCCGGCAGCUAAUGGAAAAGUUUAACUUGGAUCUAUCAACAGUUACACAGGCCUUCCUGAAAAACAGUGGUGAGCUGGAGGCUACCUCCUCCUUCUUAGAGACUGGACAGAGGCCUGACGGGUAUCCCAUCUGGUCCCGACAGGAUGACUUAGAUUUGCAAAGGGACGAUGAAGACACUAGAAGUGCACUGGUCAAAAAAUUUGGAGCUCAGAAUGUCGCUCAGAGGAUUGAAUUCCGAAAGAAGUAACGGACAAGAUAAUGAAAAAGGUAUGGCGGAUGCUCAUAUAG
Acomys russatus (golden spiny mouse) is the source of this 1233-nucleotide messenger RNA. RefSeq names its product TERF2 interacting protein (gene Terf2ip). Lineage: Eukaryota; Metazoa; Chordata; Mammalia; Rodentia; Muridae. The coding region runs from base 11 to 1192 and encodes 393 amino acids. The record is from RefSeq and is a predicted model, not a curated record. Gene Ontology annotation, molecular function: telomeric repeat DNA binding. Gene Ontology annotation, cellular component: shelterin complex. The transcript is spliced from 3 exons. Gene Ontology annotation, biological process: regulation of DNA-templated transcription; telomere maintenance via telomere lengthening.